CCCCUCGUGCCCCUUCUUCUAUUUUCUUCAUACCCAUAUCAUAAAACCAUAGCCCCCCCCUUUUUUUUUUUUACAUUUUUAUUCAUUAUUUUACAUACAUACACAUCUGUAUAUCUAUCUGUCUACCUUUAUUCCCCUAUUACAAUCAUUAAUCAUCAUAAGUUUAUAAAUCUUUUUUUAAUGAGUUAACAAUCAUUGAAUUAAUGCUGAAGGGAUCUUCUCAGGGUUUUAGGAUCAUCUACUAAUUGAUACUAGUAGACAUGGCAGCUGAACUUGUUAAUGUAGCUACAAGCGAUAAGUUAACGGAAAUGGAUUGGGCCAAAAGCAUUGAAAUUUGUGAAUUAGUUACUCGUGAUAACAGGCAAGCUAGGGAUGUCAUUAAAGCCAUUAAAAAACGUCUAGGAAGUAAGAGCAAAGAUACUCAACUGUUUACUGUUAUGCUGUUAGAAGUGUUGAUGAAUAAUAUCGGAGAACCUAUUCAUACACAAGUGAUUGACACUGGGCUACUCCCUUUGCUUGUGAAGAUAGUUAAGAAAAAGUCCACCUCUGAUCUUCCUGUACGGGAGAAAAUAUUUCUUCUUCUAGAUGCAACACAGACGUCUGUUGGUGGAGCUAAAGGAAAGUUUCCUCAGUAUUACUCUGCAUACUAUGAUUUAGUGAGUUCCGGAGUACAAUUUUCCCAGAGGCCUGAAGUUCUUUCCAAAAAUCAUUCAACUUCAGACAGCAGUAAAAGCAAUAAUUCAAGUAACGGUGAACUUGCCACCACUGGACAUGACAGGAGUGCACCACCAACUGUACCACAGCCUGUUCCUGAAUCUAGUAUUAUUAAAAAAGCUGGAUCUGCUUUAGAAGUCUUACGAGACGUCCUUGAUGCCAUUGAUACCAGACAUCCUGAGCAAGCCAAGGAUGAGUUUACCCUAGAUCUUGUCGAACAGUGUUCAUUUCAUAAACAGCGAGUAAUGCAUCUUGCUGUUACGUCUCGGGAUGAGAAGACAAUAUCUCAGGCAGUCGAGUUAAAUGAUCUGCUCCAAAAGGCACUAUCUAGACAUGAUUCCCUCGUGUCUGGUAGGUCAAUGCCUACAUAUGCCCAAAUUGAGCAAGAAGAGGUGGAGGAAGAGGAUCCUGAACAACUCUUCAGAAGGAUGAGGAAAGGAAAAGCAUGUGUAAGACCUGAGUCGGAGAAUCAUCAACCAGAGAGGCCUUUAGGAUUACUGGGGUCUUCUGUUCCUCCAGACAGGCUUAACCGACCCCUCAUAAGGCCUAUCAGUUUGGAGCCAAAACAUGAACCCACUACAAUCCGGCCAUCUGGGACAGCAACAGCAACUGGAGGAGCUGUAGUAAUCCCACCCCCGCCUGCAAAACAUGUUGAAAGGGAGAAAUUCUUUCAAGAAAACAAAUCCGAUGGCUCUGCCCUUGGUGGUCACAUGAGGGGCCUCUCUUUACACAGCCGAAACGCCAGCAGUUCUCGUAGUGACAGUUUCGACUUCAGCGACUGAUAGAGAACUGUUUUUCUUCUUCUUAUGAAGUCGAAGUUAUUUUGUAUGUGUGUGGAUCUCAUAUGUGGGUUAUGGCCAUGCCUGAGAGUAUAUAUAUAUAUGUUGAAUGUGUGACUUAUUUUCGGUUAUACAAAUCAGACAAUCCGUGAUAUGUGAAUGAUAGGGGACUUGGUGAUCAAGGCUGAAGAAAAAAAGGAAAGAGACAAGGGGAUAGGAAGUGUUUUACAAGGAUCAAUAGACUGCAGAUAUUAGAAGUGGUUAGUGUUUGUUUGUUUAUGGGAUUCUUUUAUGGUUUGUGUGUUUUAUGUGUCAACUAGAUAGUGUUAUUUGGGGUAUUUGGAUGGGGAGUUUAUUAUCUUUAUUUUAAAAAUGUUGAUUUAUGAGGACUAAUUUUAUCAUCGAAUAUAAUGUUUGCAAUCUAGGAAUGUUUUUGUAUACACAAGUAAUUCAUAUGUACGUAUGAGAAAGCCUGUUAGUAAGAAUAAACCGUGUUUGUUAUUAAA
Molecule: messenger RNA, 1999 nt
Organism: Erigeron canadensis
Lineage: Eukaryota; Viridiplantae; Streptophyta; Magnoliopsida; Asterales; Asteraceae
Product: TOM1-like protein 5
Exons: 10
Coding region: 261-1496 (411 amino acids)
Biological process (GO): protein transport to vacuole involved in ubiquitin-dependent protein catabolic process via the multivesicular body sorting pathway
Molecular function (GO): phosphatidylinositol binding; ubiquitin binding
Source: RefSeq, a predicted model, not a curated record